This is a messenger RNA of Daldinia vernicosa, 1220 nucleotides long. Its product is annotated as prion-inhibition and propagation-domain-containing protein. Bases 150 to 968 code for a protein of 272 amino acids. The record is from RefSeq and is a predicted model, not a curated record. Lineage: Eukaryota; Fungi; Ascomycota; Sordariomycetes; Xylariales; Hypoxylaceae. The transcript has a single exon.
CUGCUACAUAGCCUCAGCAAAUCCAUUAGGCUGCCGCUGUUCCCGCCUACUUAUCUUCAUUCUUUUACUCUUAUUCCCCUCGGGCUCUGUAGGCAUCUAUACGAGUAUUGUUCCAUGCGAUAUGAAGCGCGCUUAGCACUUCCUACACCAUGGAUAUCGCUAGCAGCGCUAUCGGACUCUUGAACUUUGCGAUCGAAUGCUUUAAUAAUAUUCAGCUGGCACGGGAGUUUGAACAAGAAUUCUCGACGUACCAGUUGAAACUUGACGUCCUCCAGGUCCGUCUUUCACGAUGGGGAGAGGUUCUUAGAAGCACCAACCCCAGCAAUAGCGGAUCCCAGGCUGGGGACAGUCGAACUGCCCGGAAAAAAGAGCCCGACGACGAUGCGGACCCAGCUACGAAAGCACAUCGUAUCCUCAGCGAGAUCCAAGACACCAUCUUGAGCGCUCAACGUCACGCAAGACGGAUAGAGACCCGACUUGGGGUGGCCGAUAAGAAGCUACUCGACCCCGAGGUAUACGUCCCGGCCGACCUCAAGAAGAUACGGAUAAGGUUCCGCGAGUGUGUCCGUAGGUGGAAAGCAAAGGCGGGGAAAGUUGUCGAAGCGACCAAAUGGGCUUUUUACCAGAGGGCUAGCUUUGAAAAGUUCGUCACGGAUAUGUCCGCACUAGUCAGCGAUCUCGAGAACCUGUUCCCCGAAGACGCCAGGCAAAAGCUUUCCGACCUCAGCAAGGAAGAAUGCGACGGCAUCAGCAAGUCCAACCUAGAGGAGCUCAAAGACAUCGUUGAAGAGUGCGACCCGUGGCUAGGAACUGCAGUAGACGAGAUGCUCCAGAGUAGACUCAGCGCGGGUACCAACAUCACUCAGUCACACAAUACCGGUAUGGUGACGGGGAUACAUCGCGGCGAUGUCAAUGGUGUCAGCAACGGGAAUGGUAACAAAACCCGGAACUACUGGGGUAGAACUUGAUACUUCUGUGUCUACCGAAGAUUUGCAGAGACUUUUGGUCUGCGAAUCAUUGCGUUAGCUUCAGCAGGAUGUAUCCGUCCUGCAGAGAAUAGGUUGAUGGUAAUAUAAUACAAGUUUCCAUGGUACUCCAACAUCAUCGCUUUCUGUCAGAUAGUAUAAAUCAUUAUUUGCCUGCAUAUACGAUGCAGCCCUACUAAAUGCGGAGGAUAAGAAUCCUACGGGUAUCCAUCCAACCCUACUUGUGGGGGCCAG